Arvicanthis niloticus (Nile rat) is the source of this 3034-nucleotide messenger RNA. The record is from RefSeq and is a predicted model, not a curated record. NCBI's taxonomy places the organism in Eukaryota, Metazoa, Chordata, Mammalia, Rodentia, Muridae.
GGGGUGGGGGGAAGGGGCGGGACGCCGGCAGCUCGUAGCGGAAGUGCGGCUGAACCGGUUUCCGGGGGCUGCUGGUGUGACGUGUCCCGCGCUUGGCGCAGCAGGAAGCGGCGGCGGACGCGGCCCGAGUUCCCGGCGCCGGUCUCGGCCCCAAGUCUUCUCCCGCUUCCGUCAUGCUUGACUUCUUCACCAUCUUCUCGAAGGGCGGGCUUGUGCUCUGGUGUUUCCAGGGCGUGAGCGACUCGUGCACGGGGCCCGUGAACGCGUUGAUUCGUUCCGUGCUGCUGCAGGAACGGGGAGGUAACAACUCUUUCACUCAUGAGGCCCUCACACUCAAGUAUAAACUGGACAACCAGUUUGAGUUGGUGUUUGUGGUUGGCUUUCAGAAGAUCCUCACACUGACCUAUGUAGACAAAUUGAUAGACGAUGUGCACCGGCUGUUCCGGGAUAAGUACCGCACAGAGAUCCAACAACAGAGUGCUUUAAGUCUAUUGAAUGGCACUUUUGAUUUCCAAAAUGACUUCCUGCGGCUUCUUCGUGAGGCAGAGGAGAGCAGUAAGAUCCGUGCUCCCACUACCAUGAAGAAAUUUGAAGAUUCUGAAAAAGCUAAGAAACCUGUGAGGUCCAUGAUUGAAACACGGGGGGAAAAGACCAAGGAAAAAGCAAAAAACAACAAAAAAAAGGGGGCCAAAAAGGAAGGUUCUGAUGGCCCUUUGGCUACCAGCAAAACAGCCCCAGCAGAAAAGUUGGGUCUCCCAGUGGGACCUGAGAAUGGAGAACUUUCCAAAGAGGAGCUGAUACGUAGGAAGAGAGAGGAGUUCAUUCAGAAACAUGGGAAGGGUCUGGACAAAUCCAGUAAAUCUACAAAGUCAGAUAUUCCAAAGGAGAAGGGCAAAAAAGCACCCCGGGUGUGGGAACUGGGUGGCUGUGCUAACAAGGAAGUCUUGGAUUACAGUACUCCCACCACCAACGGAACUCCAGAGGCAGCCCUUUCUGAAGAUAUCAACUUGAUUCGAGGAACUGGGCCUGGGGGGCAGCUUCAAGAUCUGGAUUGCAGCAGCUCAGAUGAUGAAGGGGCCACUCAAAAUACCAAACCUAGUGCUACCAAGGGAACUCUGGGUGGCAUGUUUGGGAUGCUGAAGGGUCUGGUGGGUUCCAAGAGCUUGAGUCGAGAAGACAUGGAAUCUGUGCUAGACAAGAUGCGUGAUCAUCUCAUUGCUAAGAAUGUGGCUGCUGACAUUGCUGUCCAACUCUGUGAAUCUGUUGCCAACAAGUUAGAAGGGAAAGUGAUGGGGACAUUUAGCACUGUGACUUCAACAGUCAAGCAGGCUCUACAGGAGUCUCUGGUGCAGAUCCUGCAGCCACAGCGUCGAGUAGACAUGCUCCGGGAUAUCAUGGAUGCCCAACGUCGCCAGCGCCCUUAUGUUGUUACCUUCUGUGGUGUCAAUGGAGUGGGGAAGUCUACUAAUCUUGCCAAGAUUUCCUUCUGGCUUUUAGAGAAUGGCUUUAGUGUCCUCAUUGCUGCCUGUGAUACAUUUCGGGCUGGGGCUGUUGAGCAGCUUCGUACACACACCCGGCGCCUGACUGCCCUCCAUCCCCCGGAGAAGCAUGGUGGCCGAACGAUGGUGCAGUUGUUUGAAAAAGGCUAUGGCAAGGAUGCUGCUGGCAUUGCCAUGGAAGCCAUUGCCUUUGCACGUAACCAAGGCUUUGAUGUGGUGCUGGUGGACACUGCUGGCCGCAUGCAAGACAACGCCCCUCUGAUGACUGCCCUGGCCAAACUUAUUACUGUCAAUACACCUGACUUGGUGCUGUUUGUGGGGGAGGCCUUAGUAGGCAAUGAAGCUGUGGAUCAACUGGUCAAGUUCAACAGAGCCUUGGCUGACCAUUCUAUGGCCCAGACACCUCGGCUCAUUGAUGGCAUUGUUCUUACCAAAUUUGACACCAUUGAUGACAAGGUGGGAGCUGCUAUUUCUAUGACAUACAUCACGAGCAAACCCAUCGUCUUUGUGGGUACUGGCCAGACCUACUGUGACCUGCGCAGUCUCAAUGCCAAGGCUGUGGUAGCUGCCCUCAUGAAGGCUUAAUGUGGCUCCUGCCUAAUACCAAAUUGCCGCUUGCCCAAGUCCCUAUUCCUAUAUCAAGAAUGUGCUUUAGAGUAUGUGAGCAACUUGUCUUCAGUGUAGUACAAAGGCAGAGUGGGGGAGCUUUGAGACUUGCUGCUCCUUCUAACCCAACCCUUUGUUCAACCCUACCUCCUUCUGCAAGGAGGGCCUAAUCAUGUUACAAUCACUGCCCAGUGACCCUCCCUCUUCCUACUCAGGCAUCCCCUUCACUCUGCCUACAGAUUCCAUAUCAUAGCUUUGACCAAUAGUUGGAAAACCCAACAGCUGGAGUGUUGCUAACUAGUGUGAUGGUAGAGCCAUGGUAAAAUAAGGAGCAGUGUGAGGUCCCAGCUCUAAUGGGUUACUUCUGGAGCCAGCUCUGGAUCUUAAUGGCACCUAUCUAGACUACAGCUUUUGGGUCCCUGGUGCCAGGAUGACAGCCACCUCACCGUGGCAGUGAUGAUGGCCCAUUCUUAAUUGCUGCUAAUUAUAAAUCUGGUGAUGAACUCCACACCCGAUUGUUGCCCCAAAGCAUCAGUUAGGCCUUGUUACAAAUGAGUGAAAGGCGAGUGCCCACUUCUCUCAGAAACAAAAGGGAGCAGAGUUGCCUUCCAACCUGUCCCUGCUCCCAAAUUCACAUGGAAGCUUUGCAUGUUUACCUUCCUGGGAGAAAACCAGUUGUUAGAGGGGUUAUUGUUGUCCCAUACCCCACCCAGCCCAACCCUUAGCCUUCUGAGCAGGUUCUGGCUUUUCCUCAUUCUCUUCUACAGUGCCUGGUAGACAAGUGCUACAUUGAAGAACACAAACCUCUUGUUAAGACUUGUCCUGUAGUUUGGUAUUACAGAUGUGCUACUAGUGCAACAAGGUGAAGGCUGUCUGCCCAGAGAAAUAUGUAAUUUAUAUAAGAAAAUAAAUUUCAUAAAGAAAUUGCC